Molecule: messenger RNA, 2039 nt
Organism: Mus pahari (shrew mouse)
Lineage: Eukaryota; Metazoa; Chordata; Mammalia; Rodentia; Muridae
Gene: Rnf187
Product: ring finger protein 187
Exons: 4
Coding region: 1-942 (313 amino acids)
Source: RefSeq, a predicted model, not a curated record
AUGAGAGCGCACAGCUGCCAGGACCUGGAUGGAGGACCGCGCAGCUGCCAGGACCUGGACGUCAGAGCGCACGGCAGCCAGGACCCCGCCCCGCGCGCGCGUGCCCGGCGUUGGCGCAGUCUGGGUCUGAGUCGUCGGCUGAGGCUGGUCGGCCUUGCUCCGCGGCCGGUCCUCGGCCCUUCCGCGCCCUCUCCGCCCGCGCCCUCGUCGGCGCCGCCGCCGCCCGCAGCCCUGGCGCUCCCCGCGGGUCCCGCCGAUGCCAUCUGCGCCCUGUGUCAGCGCGCGCCCCGCGAACCGGUGCGCGCCGACUGCGGCCACCGUUUCUGCCGGGCGUGCGUGGUGCGCUUCUGGGCCGAGGAGGACGGGCCCUUCCCGUGCCCGGAGUGUGCCGAUGACUGCUGGCAGCGCGCCGUAGAGCCCAGCCGCCCUCCGCUCAGCCGCCGCCUCCUGGCGCUCGAGGAGGCGGCCGCGGCGCCGGCGCGCGAUGGCCCUGCCAGCGAGGCCGCGCUGCAGCUGCUCUGCCGCGCCGACGGGGAUCCGCUGUGCUCCGCCUGCCGCAUGGCCGCUGGCCCGGAGCCGCCCGAGUGGGAACCGCGCUGGAGGAAGGCGCUGCGCGGCAAGGAGAACAAGGGCUCUGUGGAAAUCAUGAGGAAGGAUUUAAAUGAUGCCCGGGAUCUGCAUGGUCAGGCAGAAUCAGCGGCUGCUGUGUGGAAGGGGCAUGUUAUGGACCGGAGAAAGAAGGCCCUGACUGACUAUAAGAAGCUGCGGGCCUUCUUCGUGGAGGAGGAGGAGCACUUUCUGCAAGAGGCUGAGAAGGAUGAGGGUGCUUCCGAGGAUGAUGAGCUGGCUGACCCGGCAGAUCGCUUCCGGUCCCUGCUGCAGGCUGUGUCAGAGCUGGAGAAGAAGCACCGAAACCUGGGCCUUAGCAUGCUUCUGCAGUGAUGAUGCUGGCCCAGCAGGCUGGCCCCCUGGAGCGCGAGGCAGAAGGAACCACCUUCCACAGCUGGCCUGCAGCACCCCUACCUACAUCCCUCAGGCCUCUGCCUGGCACCACCCUUCCUCCCGGACAGAUCCCAUCUCCAUCAGCACUGACAGCCGGGAUGAAGCAUCAGAGGUGCCCCGCUGGCCGUGCACAUAGUUCCAUUGUUCAGCAGUGUUUUUCAUUUUCUUUGGGGCAUGGAUGUGCUUGGGCUUGUACCUGUUCCAAAUAGAGACCUACCAGUCCUGGGAUUCCUUUCCCAGUGUGUGCCAGCCCUGCCUGGGACCACUUGGCAGCUCGGAAGCCCCUGCUUCUUGUUUUGCCAUGGCUCGGCUUAGUGUGGCAUUCAUUCUCGUAUCCAGGAACCAAACCUUGCACCUUCCCCAUUGGUGCCCGUGACAGGGUUGGCUUGCUAAACAUCCCUCAGCAAGGUUCUGAGGUGCACCAGUUACAGUCAACCUGUGUUAGUGCCAGAGAAUAGGGAUGCAGGAGGCCCUGUGGUUUGGCUGGGACCUAAGUGUUAAUGAAGUAUUCCCCACCCUCCAGAGGACCUCUCUCCUCCCUUUGGGUCUCACUGUGCCAGGUCCUGGGAGUCGUCUUCUGCUUUGCUUCACCAGCCUCUUUUCCUCCCAGCUUGUGCCCCUUGGGUGUCGCUGGCAUCCCCAAAGUGCUCCCUCCUCCUUCCCACCUCUGAUGGAAGGGACCUCCUUCCCUGCAGAAGAGCAGCAGGGUGGCAUUCCCAGGCCGCCGGGUGCUUCACUUCGCUGUAGUUUUGGCUUUUGCUCACCUCAUUUUCUCCAGUAGGUGAAUUUCACAAAACUUGUGACGUAGCGGUAGUGUGGUUGCCUGCAGCAUCGUGUGUGUAGAUAACUAGUCCAAGAAACAAAACCCAGCAGAGUGGACAGACACAGGUCAGGGGCCAAAGACAUAGAUGUAUUUAGGUUUUGGGUAACAAUGUUCUGUCCCCAGAAGGCCCCAGCCUUGGAUGUAGUGACCGGCUUCAACUUGACUCGCAGGUGGGCUGGGUUUUCAGUGCUGAAUAAAGUGGUUUGCUCCAGCC